Molecule: messenger RNA, 258 nt
Organism: Micromonas pusilla CCMP1545
Lineage: Eukaryota; Viridiplantae; Chlorophyta; Mamiellophyceae; Mamiellales; Mamiellaceae
Exons: 1
Coding region: 1-258 (85 amino acids)
Source: RefSeq, a predicted model, not a curated record
AUGAGGCGUGGCCAUCCCCGAAGGGGGCUCAACAACCUGAAGGGGUAUGUCGGAGUGUCUGGUGUCGCCUCCCCGAAGGGUAGGCGACACCAGAACAACAACCUGUGGGGUGCGAUCGCCACGGCAGCUGCACGUGGCGGUGUCGCGUCUUGCGUCGCGCCCGGGCCGCGGCGCCGGGUCUUACCGAGAAUUCUGAUCGUCGCCUGCCUGGGGUACACCGUGAAGCGAUCCAAACGAGCCAACGCGCCAGUCGUGUGA